AUGGGGUCCAUUCAACCACCAGGGCAAAAGAUCGCAAAGUUGCCAACCAUUGCCUACCGCCACCUACUUGAUAAUGACCCUGCUGAGGUUGCCCGAUUACUCUCCGUCUGUGUGGAGGAGGGCUUCUUUUAUCUAGACAUGCGAGAUCAUUCAACCCUUCUGGCCGAGCGAGACAAGAUCUACGACUUCAUGGCCAACUGGUUUAGUAAAUCCGACGAGGUGAAGGAGAAAUAUGCUAGAGGAAGCCACAUCGACGGUUAUAAGCCUGUCGGCGCGUUUGCCGGUCCAUAUCAAAAUACUCGGGAUUCGUAUGAAAGUCUCAAAGUGUCCCACAAAAUCCUAGCAGACCCCAGUGCCAACUUCCCCGAGGAAGUGGAGGCUGACAGAGACCUAUUUAGCAGCUAUUUACAACACUCCAGAGAGGUGAGCUUAAAGCUCAUCUCAGCUCUAUCAGAUGCCAUGAAUCUUCCAUCGGCCGAGCGAUUGGAAAACUUCCACCAGUCCGGGGUGGAGUCGAACUCGGUUCUAGUCCUCCUCAAAUAUCCAUACACUGAUCCGGCGCAGCAAGGGAACCAGAUCGGCCACAAUAAGCACACCGACAUUGGCAGUAUCACUUUUCUCUUCACUGAUCAGUGGGGGCUGCAAGUCAUGGCCCAAGAGUCAACGGAGUGGGAGUUCAUCGAACCGCGUCCGGGCCAUGCAGUGAUCAAUGUGGGUGAUUCGCUACGCUUCUUGUCGAAGAAGGUGUUGCGAUCCUGCCUGCACCGUGUGAUCCCGGUCCCGGGGCAAGAGAUCGAUCGAUACACGAUUGCCUACUUCUUGCGCCCCAGCGAUCAUGCGAUAUUCAAGGAUAGCAACAAUGAAACGGUCAGCGCAGCGUAUUGGCAUGAUCGCAAGUAUGAGGUGUUUCAGAGCACCCAGGACGAACAAAGUCGAGAUACGAUUCUGACUGGCGGCCUGGAGCCGGUUGGUACAUCGCAUGAGCCUCGUUCAUAA
Molecule: messenger RNA, 996 nt
Organism: Aspergillus nomiae NRRL 13137
Lineage: Eukaryota; Fungi; Ascomycota; Eurotiomycetes; Eurotiales; Aspergillaceae
Exons: 3
Coding region: 1-996 (331 amino acids)
Molecular function (GO): dioxygenase activity
Source: RefSeq, a predicted model, not a curated record